AUGGAAUCAGAGGACGAUUUCGAUAUGCACGAUGCCAACGAUGACGACAACGACGAGGAUUUCUACAGUGGCGGCGAUGACGACGCCGCCGCCUCUAUGGACAGCGACGAUGCCGGCGUUGCCGAUUACGAGUUCAUCGACAAUGACUCUGAUGAUUCCAAUGACGCCGCCUCCCAUCGCUACCAGCAAAGCUACACUGUUUUGACGGAAGCCGACAUUCGUCAACGUCAAGAGGAGGAUGUCACAAAGAUAUCUACAGUGCUUUCCAUUCCAAAAUUUGCAGCUAGCAUACUGCUCCGCUACUAUAAUUGGAGUGUAAGCAAAGUACAUGAUGAGUGGUUUGCAGAUGAAGAAAAGGUUCGCAAGAUUGUUGGCUUACCGGAGAAACCAGUUAUCGAACACCGUAAUGCUAAAGAUCUUGAUUGUGGGAUUUGUUUUGACACCUUUCAUCGUAACGAGAUGCAUGCUGCAUCUUGUGGUCAUCCUUUUUGUUUCUCGUGCUGGGCAGGUUAUAUUGGCACGGCAAUUAAUGAUGGUCCUGGAUGUUUAAUGUUGCGCUGCCCUGAUCCAUCUUGUGGUGCUGUUGUUUUCCAAGAUAUGAUUAAUGCACUGGCUUCGAAUGAAGACAGGGAGAAAUAUUCUCGUUACUUUAUUAGAUCUUAUGUCGAGGACAAUAGGAAGACCAAAUGGUGUCCUGCUCCAGGCUGUGAUUAUGCUAUAGAUUUUAUUGUUGGCAGUGGAAGCUAUGAUGUUACAUGCCGCUGUUCAUAUAGCUUUUGCUGGAAUUGUACUGAGGAAGCUCAUCGUCCUGUUGAUUGUGGGACAGUGGCCAAAUGGAUAUUGAAGAACAGUGCCGAAUCUGAAAAUAUGAAUUGGAUAUUGGCUAAUUCCAAGCCCUGCCCGAAGUGCAAGCGACCCAUUGAGAAAAACCAAGGCUGUAUGCAUAUCACUUGCACACCACCUUGCAAAUUUGAGUUUUGCUGGCUGUGUCUUGGUGCAUGGUCCGACCAUGGUGAACGGACAGGUGGAUUUUAUGCCUGUAACCGCUAUGAGACAGCGAAGCAGGAAGGAGUGUAUGAUGAGGCAGAGAGACGAAGAGAGAUGGCCAAGAACUCUCUAGAGAGGUAUACCCAUUAUUACGAAAGAUGGGCAACCAAUCAAUCGUCGAGGCAAAAAGCAUUAGCAGACUUGCAGCAGAUGCAAACUGUGCAUCUUGAGAAGCUGAGCGACAUCCAGUGCCAACCUGAGUCACAGCUGAAGUUUAUUACAGAGGCCUGGUUACAGAUAGUCGAGUGCAGGCGAGUACUGAAGUGGACAUAUGCCUAUGGUUAUUAUUUACCUGACCACGAACAUGCCAAGAGACAGUUCUUUGAAUACUUACAAGGUGAGGCUGAGUCUGGGUUGGAACGACUUCAUCAAUGUGCAGAAAAGGAGCUGCAAGCUUAUCUCAAUGAAGAGGACCCAGCAAAAGAUUUCAAUGAGUUUCGCACAAAACUUGCUGGAUUGACCAGUGUGACACGAAACUACUUCGAAAAUUUAGUUCGAGCUCUGGAGAAUGGUCUGUCAGAUGUUGACUGUAUUGGUGCAACCAGUAAGACGGCGACGGCAAACUCAAAGAGUUUGGGAGCUGCAAGCAGCAAGGGAAGAGGUGGGAGGGGCAAGGCAACAACAUCCAGGUCAAGUAGCUCCCAUAGAAAUAUUGAUGAUUUAGGCCACUGGUCCUGUGAACAUUGCACCUUUGCAAAUGUGAGGUCAGCCACUGUCUGCCAGAUGUGCCAACAACGCCGGUAGGUUAAUUUUGCAAUGCAAAUUCACCUAGCUGGAUGUGGGGGCUUGGUUUCUUGCCCAUUUGGCUGGCUUGCUGCAGUCAAUUAUCGACCUAGUGGGCUGGUAGGGAGGAGAGGUUUCCCAUCACCCAUGUUUGGAAUUAUAAACGAAAGGAGAAAUCAGAAAUAAGAAAGGGUUGGGGGGAAGCAAAGAAGCAAAGAAGAAGAUACUUACUCUGUACGUCUUGUUUUAUUGGAUAUGGGUGGUAUAUAUAGUUCCUGUUGUUUGUCUGUGGCCAUCUAGUUUCACGCCAAUGUAAUUUAAUGUAAUAUUUCUUGAUUAAUUAGUUGCUGAUAAAAUUGUACCAAGUUUGAAGCUUCAUGUGGGUUGCACGAGUAAAACUAGUCGGGGGACAACAUACUGAAUUGGCCCCUGCAUAGAUGAAAUAAUUAUAUGUAAUGAACUUUUACCUUGUCUC
Messenger RNA from Fragaria vesca subsp. vesca, 2245 nucleotides. RefSeq names its product probable E3 ubiquitin-protein ligase ARI8-like. Lineage: Eukaryota; Viridiplantae; Streptophyta; Magnoliopsida; Rosales; Rosaceae. Gene Ontology annotation, cellular component: ubiquitin ligase complex; cytoplasm. The record is from RefSeq and is a predicted model, not a curated record. Bases 1 to 1791 code for a protein of 596 amino acids. Gene Ontology annotation, biological process: positive regulation of proteasomal ubiquitin-dependent protein catabolic process; ubiquitin-dependent protein catabolic process; protein polyubiquitination. The transcript is spliced from 15 exons. Gene Ontology annotation, molecular function: zinc ion binding; ubiquitin conjugating enzyme binding; ubiquitin protein ligase activity.